Messenger RNA from Cyphellophora europaea CBS 101466, 1485 nucleotides. RefSeq lists its product as uncharacterized. The transcript is spliced from 2 exons. Bases 1 to 1485 code for a protein of 494 amino acids. Gene Ontology annotation, molecular function: tRNA-guanosine(34) queuine transglycosylase activity. NCBI's taxonomy places the organism in Eukaryota, Fungi, Ascomycota, Eurotiomycetes, Chaetothyriales, Cyphellophoraceae. The record is from RefSeq and is a predicted model, not a curated record.
AUGGCGCAACUUCCUGAAGAGAUGCUCAAGUUCAUCCUCGAAGCAGGCACUCACGCCGUUCCCGGUCCGCGGCUGGGCCAGCUCGUCGCUUGUGGCCGCAACUCCAUCUCCACACCACACUAUGCGCCUCCAUCGUCUCGCGGCGUGAUCCCCCACCUGUCGCCGGAUCUGCUGGAGAGACAUACACAGAUAUCAGCUGUGUAUGUUGGGCUUGAAGACUUCACCGAGAAGUCCACGCAGAAUGCGCCUAUACUCGAAUCGCCAACGUCCGGAGCCCAGACGCCUUUAACGUCCUUCACAGCAUUAUCGCAAAGAUGCCUCUCCAUUCUCGGUCCUCGACGAGUCCCUCGUAUCCGAUGCAGGUCGCAAAAUACCGAUAAUUCUGUUGCCAUAUCUACCUCGGUUGGAUUUCGAACACUCACUCUGGAGGACUAUCUCGACGCGACAGAGAGGCUGAAAGCUGAUGUUGUGGUGACGCUGGCUGAUAUUGCAGAUGCAGACAAGGUCAGCCUGAAGAGAAUGGAGAGAAUGGCUGACAGGACUCAUGCCUGGCUCCGGGAUACAAUUGAGAAACAGGAAUCGAGAGCGACUCCUUCCGGAAUAGUUGCUUCUGUGCUACCGCUGAACCAAGAACAGCAACAGCUUUAUCUAUCCGACCUGGCGGCUGAGUACAAGAACGAGCUCUCCGGUGUCUGUCUAUACGACCCCCCAAGCGCUCAGAUCGUUCCAACUCAGCUAUCGCACUUACCACGCUUCUGCAUAUCAGAUCCAGCCAACCCUCAUGAGUUACUACGCGCUGUCUCGCAUGGAGUGGAUUUGAUCACCACUCCUUUCGUCACCGCCAUCACUGAGCAAGGCGUUGCCUUUGUAUUUGAGUUCCCAGCACCACCAGGAGACGAACAGCAGCAGUCUAUGGGAAUGGAUCUGUGGUCAAGCUCAAAUGCGACAGUCGUCGAACCAUUAAGAAUGGGCUGCAAAUGCUACACCUGUACGCGUCAUCAUCGUGCGUAUCUUCACCACCUUCUCCAAGCCAAAGAAAUGCUGGCGUGGACUCUACUGCAGAUCCACAACUUCCAGGUGAUGGAUCAGUUCUUUUUGGGCAUUCGCGCCAGUAUUCAGCGCGGCACGUUCGAUGCCGAAGUAGCGACCUUUCGAAAUCAUUACGAAGAGGAUUUCGGAGUUGGACAAGGAAAGGAUAAAGGACCUCGCAUGCGAGGUUACCAGAUGAAGAGCAUUGGAAGAGGCCAAGAUCCUAAAAGGGAGAAGAUUUGGGGCAGAUUCGGAGACUCGAACGACACGAGUGGUAUGGAGAGCCCGAGUGCCGCAGGAGUGGAGGACGACCAAGCACGGAAAGUGCUAGAAGCUGUGGAAAGCGGUGUGGCCGCUGACCAGGAGACUGAGCAAGUCAGCCUGAGCGCUGACGAGCUGGAGAGGAUGGGGCUUGCGGAGAGAGUGGAUGGGUCAAGUAAAGAGUCGUCCUCGUAG